Molecule: messenger RNA, 2871 nt
Organism: Symbiodinium natans
Lineage: Eukaryota; Dinophyceae; Suessiales; Symbiodiniaceae
Source: the annotation of a GenBank genome assembly
AUGGAUGGAAGCCGGAUCCAUGUCAAAGACAUGUUGACCGAUGAAGCUCCGACGGUUCCAACGGUUCCAACUCCUGUUCUGGUCCUGGCGGCCUUGGAACUCAUGCUGCUGCUUCUGGCGCUGCGGUUCCCGGGCGCUCUGCCAGAAGUUGGAUUCGUCAUGGUGGCACUCCUGGCGCUUUCCUAUCUGCAGCCAAUCCUAUGGCAGCGCCCACAGCUUGGGGCCUCUCAGAAACUGAAAGCAGAGGGCGACUCUGCUUUUGAGAGCCACCGGCUGGCGCACAGGAAUGUGCAAAGUUUAUUCAUGGAGCUCUUGCUGCUCCUGCUUGUCAACGUCGCGGCGUCCUUGGUCAAGUUUUCGCCUGGGAUGGCAGAAGUCUGCAGCGUGGCCCUGAUUGCGGAUGCCGUCCGUUCCUUGGUGCUGCAGGCCGCUGCACCCCAGGCAACCGAGGAGAAGUUUGAUGUUCCCAGAGAGGAGGUGAUCCCAGUGGACCAUAGCAAGCGUGGGGGUGCCCCCAGGCCAUCCGAAGCUCAAGCUCCCGCCGUGCCGGAGCGACAGCCAAAGAAGCUGAAAAACUUGGACGUCAACUUCUGGGCCGACCUGGAGGAAGAGGACGACUUUCAGCAGAUGCUCGCUGCGAAAGUUCGAGAGGAGGUCUCGGCACCCAGCGCGGACGCGGCCCAAAAGGAUGCAGAUACACAGGAAUCCAAGCCAGAGCCCGUGCCCAAGGAAGAGGAUGGUGCGGGCGCAGGCGGCGAAUCCAGGAAGAAGAAGGGGGCGAAAGCGGCGCGUGCCAAGCGUGGCAAGGAAGGAAAGCCGCAGACGGACGACUCCGGAAAUCAGUGGGCAGCUCGAAUACGCCAGUGCGGCAAGGCGAAGGACUUGGACGGGGCUUUGGCGGCCGUGCAGGAGGCUUCCGCAGCUGGACUUUCCGGCCGUCAGCACCAAGAAGUUCAGAACGCGCUGCUACACACCAUGAUUCAGUGUGGAGAAGCCGCCGGGGAGACGGCCAUGGAUCUCUUCAACCAGCUGAAGGCUGAUAAGAAAGCAGAUGUGGUGACGUUCAACAUCAUGCUUCGUUCUUUGCUUUCUGCUGGAAAGCGUGAAGAGGCACAGUCUCUUCUGAAGGAAAUGAACGAGCAUGGAUUGGCUGCCAACAAGGUCACUAUCGCUGAGCUGCUCAGCGACAGAGUCCGAGCCGACGAUGCCGAGGGAAUAUGGCGCAUAGUUGACUGGAUGAAGAACACCGAUUUUGGCAUUACGAAUGCCUCAUGCUCCAUCCUUCUCAAGAGGAUCAGCAACGAGACUGCUGCUGAGGAGGUCGACCGGUCUUUUGACCUGAUCGAUCAGUUGUCAGAGCCUGUGGAUGAGGCACUCUGCUCGCAGGCAAUCGAGGCUGCGAUCAGGACCAGUCGGCCGGCCUUGGCAAACAAGUUCAUGGAGAUGUUGGGCACGCUCCGCAACAAGAAGAAUGGAAACACCAGCGCGGCCACGUUUGGGUCCAUGAUCAAGCUCCAUGGGCAGAAUCGGGACCUUCAGCAGGUUUGGUCUACGUGGAAUUUGAUGCGUGAGAAGGGGGUGAGUCCAUCCUCUGUGACCCUUGGGUGUAUGGUGGAGGCCCUGGUGAAUUGCGGAGCAGUGGACGAUGCGGCCUCCCUGGUGCAUCAGACAGCUGCAGAUGGACUAGGGAUCAUUCUCAACACUGUCAUCUACUCCUCCAUCAUAAAGGGCUUCGCCCAAGCCAAGCAACCAGAGAAGUGUUUCGACGUGCUGGACGAGAUGGACGAGCAAGGCAUACCUGGCAACACCAUCACGUACAACACCUUGCUGGAUGCAUGUGCCAAGUGUGGCACCAUGUCCAGGGUGCCCGCGGUCUUUGAAAACAUGAGGCAACGACACGUUGAGCCAGACCGGAUCACAUACUCGACGCUGAUCAAGGGCUACUGUGUGGCAGGCGAGCUGGACUGCGCCUUUAAGCUUUUCGACGAGCUGAAAGCAGACGGCAAGCUGGACUUGGAUGAGAUUGUUUACAACUCGCUUCUGGACGGCUGUGGGCGGAAGCAGAAGCCACAGAAGGCAAUGGAAUACUUGCAGGACAUGAUCAGCGCGGGUAUUCCACCCUCCAACUACACACUGAGCAUCAUGGUGAAGCUCCUUGGCCGCUGUCGGAGACUGAACGAUGCGCUGAAGUUGGCCAGUGACUACCAGAAGGACUUCGGCUUGAAGUUGAAUGUCCAGGUCUUCACCUGCCUCAUGCAAGCAUGCCUCUUAAACAAGAAAGUGUCAAAAGCCAUGCAGAUCUACAGUGACAUGAUCAGUGAGCUGGGCCGCUUGCCGGACCGGAAAGCCCACACGGUACUGGUGGAUGGCUGCCUCCAGGCCGCGGCCUUUGCGGAGGCUACACAGGUCGCACGAAUUGCGUACGGCCUGGAAAGGCCAGAUGUUGAGGUAAGAUUCCGUUCGGACGGCAACGUCGGCGUCGAGUUCAAGACCAUGUCCGAUCUGGCUGGCAAGGUUCGCGCGGGCAAAAUGGACCACAAGACAGCCGACCUGGUUAUGGAGGUGCUGGAUGCGGCAGAUCCCGGCGGGAAGUUGCGAAGCAAAGCAAGCUCGGGGUCUGCCGACUGGGUGGAGCAGGAGCAGUCGAAGGCUGAUUCCUGGAACAAGUCGGGCAGCCGGAGCAAGACGUGGCAAGAUUCGGCAUACACUGACGCGCAGGGUUCCUGGAACGCAAAAAGUGGCAGUUCGAGACGUUCCGGCAGAGAGAAUAGUGGAUGGAACGCCGGCUGGGAAUCGUGGGACGGCGACGCUUCGCAGGCGUGGAAAGAUGAUGCAGCAACAUCUCGGGGCAAGGGCCGAUCCCGAGGCUGA